Piliocolobus tephrosceles (Ugandan red Colobus) is the source of this 2569-nucleotide messenger RNA. RefSeq names its product zinc finger protein 22 (gene ZNF22). The transcript has 2 exons. The coding region runs from base 612 to 1286 and encodes 224 amino acids. The record is from RefSeq and is a predicted model, not a curated record. NCBI's taxonomy places the organism in Eukaryota, Metazoa, Chordata, Mammalia, Primates, Cercopithecidae. Gene Ontology annotation, molecular function: DNA-binding transcription factor activity; RNA polymerase II cis-regulatory region sequence-specific DNA binding. Gene Ontology annotation, biological process: regulation of transcription by RNA polymerase II.
UGAAAUCAGAUUUUGGAACCAUAAAGAACCACUCCAAUUCUGGGUCGUCCGCUUACACACGGUGAACGGAGCAAAUUUCUUCUCUGAGCCUUGGUUCCUUUCCUGUAAAUGGAGUAUAACCGCUCCCAUCUUACAGGUGCUUUUCGGUGAUAAUUAAAUAAGGUGACUUCGUGAAAAGUACCAGGCUCUCAAAAAGCUCAGUAUUUGUAGAAAGUAUGCAGUUUCUAGGUUGGAGAAGCCAGAGUUUGUUUUCAAAAGCCUCGACCACACACAAGGGCGGUUACAGCUCUUGAGGUCCUGGGGGGCGGGGGGUCACAGGACGCCUUCCGAGUGGGGGCGGGGAGAGAAGAAAACAAAACCACAAGAAAAAACGAAUAACGCUUUCGGGUGGGCCCGGGACCAUAGAGGGUCGCUCCGCCUCAUUCCUAGAGCGACCGCGGCGGCGCCAGAGCGCGGCGAGGCCCUCACUUCCGGCGGCGCGGGAGGCGCCCAGCGAGCCAGGGUGGUGGCUGGUCCCGCGCGAAAAUUCUGAGGUGUGCACCGCUAGGAAAUGAAACACUAGUUCAGAAGAAGCCUGUAAACUCUCUUACAAAUACAUUUGGUUAUUCACCAUGAGGUUAGCAAAGCCUAAAGCGGGUAUUUCUCGGAGCUCAAGCCAAGGAAAGGCCUAUGAGAACAAGCGCAAAACAGGCCGGCCGCGGCAGAAGUGGGGCAUGACUAUUCGAUUUGACUCAAGCUUGAGUAGACUCAGAAGAAGCUUGGAUGACAAACCCUAUAAAUGUACUGAAUGUGAAAAGAGUUUCAGUCAGAGUUCAACUCUUUUUCAACACCAGAAGAUCCAUACUGGAAAGAAAUCCCAUAAAUGUGCUGAUUGUGGGAAAAGUUUCUUUCAGAGUUCUAAUCUCAUUCAGCAUCGACGGAUCCAUACUGGGGAAAAGCCCUACAAAUGUGAUGAGUGUGGAGAAAGCUUUAAACAGAGCUCAAAUCUCAUUCAGCACCAGAGAAUUCAUACUGGAGAAAAACCCUAUCAGUGUGAUGAGUGUGGCCGGUGUUUCAGCCAGAGCUCCCACCUUAUUCAACAUCAGAGAACCCACACCGGGGAGAAACCCUACCAGUGCAGUGAAUGUGGCAAAUGUUUCAGUCAGAGCUCUCAUCUGAGGCAGCACAUGAAGGUGCAUAAAGAAGAGAAGCCUCGUAAAACCCGAGGCAAAAAUAUCAGGGUGAAGACUCACUUACCCUCUUGGAAAGCUGGUACAGGAAGGAAGUCUGUGGCUGGUCUCCGUUAAGUAUAGGGCUUUUUGACAGCUUUUUGAGCCCUCUUGAGAAAAAAUAAAAAAUAAAAAAUGAAAGGAAUCUUUUUUAGAAAUAGAGAUGCUUUAUAGUAGAUCACUUAAAUACUGGAUCUUUUGCUAGUGUGAAAACAUUGGGAAUUUAAUGACAUUGAGCUGAAAGAAAUUACUUGAGUCCAGCUACCCUCAUUUCUUUUUUAUGUGACAUGGAGCACAAAGAACUGAAAAUACGUUUUGAGGGAGCAUGACAUUGUUGACCUCAUUUGAAAUUACUUCCAUUUUCAAAAACCAUCAUGAUUUACAGAUACAUUUUGAGAAAAAACAUCAUGUUUUGAGGAUACAUUUGUGAAAGUGCAGGUGUGCCAAUGAUUACUCAGUUUUAGGACUUUCUGUGGAAGAAAAAAGGGAGAAGAAAUUAAUUCCACUACUUUUGAAGUUCUGCAACAGAUGAGUUUUUUUUUGUAAAGUUUUAUAGUAUAUUAACCAUUGGUUUAUGACUCUAGAUUCAACAUAUUAAAAUGUAUUCAAGCUCACAGAUUUUUAAUCAGUAAGGCCCUAAUCAGUAAGAACUAAUAUUAUUAGUUCUUUUAUUUCUUCUCCUUGUGGACAGCUGUUAAUUAAAGGAGUAAGGAUUUCCCUGUUUGUUUUUGUUUGUGUGUUUUUUAACCAAAUUCUUAGAGAUGCUAUAGAAUCUAAAUGAGAACUGAAUUGAACCUUAAGUCUCAUAUUCCUACUAAUAGAGUUCUUUGUGAUGGUAACUGCUGUGUCAUUUGUUUUCCACAAGUUGGGAUGGAUUCAUAUCGAUCCAACCCCAUGUCCUUGACCUCUUCUGGCAUUCUCUUGUGCUCUGACAAACUGAGCCAGCCUUUUAGAUCUACAUGAAUAAACGAACUAUCUUACCAAGAAAAAUCUCAGCUUGCUUUCUGCUAAUUAAAAACCUACAAUUUACACACCUCCCUGCCUUCAAGACUGUGAGCUUUAGAUAGCCCUGCUUACAUGUUUGUCAACAACAAGAGUCAUGUAAUGUGUCAGUGCAUUGUAGCUCCUUUGAAAUUUAACUCUUCCUAUGUUAAUGAAUUGUUUUAAGGAGUCCGGCAAACAUGUUUAUUCACUUCCAUGAGAAUGGUGCCAAGUGUCAGACUCUGAUGAGCCCUCAGCUCAGGUUUUAAUUUCUAUUGAAUGCUAACAUUCUUCUGAUUUUUUGGUAUCUUUUAUAUCGGUUUCUGCUGUAUUAAUGACAAUUAUUCAUGAAAAUAAAAAAUAAAAUAUUUUGUAUACUA